Zea mays is the source of this 396-nucleotide messenger RNA. NCBI's taxonomy places the organism in Eukaryota, Viridiplantae, Streptophyta, Magnoliopsida, Poales, Poaceae. The record is from the annotation of a RefSeq genome assembly.
AUGACAACCGAUUUCAACCGUAUGAGGGAUUUGUAUUGUAAGUUCGAAAAGUUUGUAUUUGACAAGAGAGGUGUAUCUAAUAUAUUCCAAGUACCGGAUAUUGAAUGUAGUACAUCAGUGGAAUCUGUAAAUAGAACAUUAUUGUGGAAAGUAGUGGGUUUAUAUAAGAAGUUAUUAUCUAAUAAUAGUAUUUCUAAUAGAUCAAAUGAUAUUAUCUCUAAUGAGAUUUUCUCUAAUGGCCCGUAUAUAUUCAAAUCGUUAAAUGAUCAACUAGCAUAUCAUAGUAAGUUAUAUAUGGAUUCAUUAACUAAUAAAGAUUUCAUUCAUCAAAUAUCAUAUGAAGUUUAUGAUCCUGGGUGCAAAUUAUCUUUGGACAUCUCCUAUUGUCAGUUUUAA